This is a messenger RNA of Heterobasidion irregulare TC 32-1, 1479 nucleotides long. RefSeq lists its product as uncharacterized. Gene Ontology annotation, cellular component: cytoplasm; nucleus. Bases 1 to 1479 code for a protein of 492 amino acids. The record is from RefSeq and is a predicted model, not a curated record. The transcript has 6 exons. NCBI's taxonomy places the organism in Eukaryota, Fungi, Basidiomycota, Agaricomycetes, Russulales, Bondarzewiaceae. Gene Ontology annotation, molecular function: zinc ion binding.
AUGCCUGAGCAAGAAGCCCUCUUCCCCUCCAUCGGGUCCAUCGCACAAACAACGGAGAAUAUACAGGAUGCUCGGUCAGAGGAAUCGACUCCUGCUGAAGAUGACCGGGCGGUGCAAGAGAUCGAAUCCCUUUGCAUGUCCUGCGGCGAGCAGGGUGUUACACGCAUGCUUUUGACUUCCAUCCCUUACUUCCGUGAAGUCAUCGUGAUGUCGUUUAGAUGUGAACACUGCGGCACAUCAAACAAUGAGAUCCAGUCUGCAGGCUCUAUCAGCCCUGAAGGAGCCAUGUAUACUGCUCGCGUCCUUGCCCGAACCGAUCUCGACCGUCAAAUUGUCAAAUCUGAUUCAUGUACCGUAAACAUUCCCGAAUACGAGCUAACAAUCCCCCCGUCCAAGGGACAGCUCACAACAAUCGAGGGCAUUAUCAGAGACAUUGUCCGGGAUCUCAGCAGCGAUCAACCUCUUCGACGCAUUGAAGAUGAAGCAACUUACGCAAAGAUAGAAGCACUCAUCACCAAACUCAAAUUAAUCCUUCCUGAUGAAGGUGACGAGGAGAGCUCCAGUGUGGGCCCCGUCGAGAUACAAAAAUCAUCACGGAAGGACAUUCCGAUGCCAAUAUUCACCGUCAAACUUGACGACCCAGCCGGACGAUCCUUCAUUGAAUUCAUCGGAAGUAUGGCAGACCCUAAAUGGAACCUCCGGACAUACCGUCGCACAAAAGAACAAAACAUUGCUUUAGGUUUGGUCGCCCCUGAUGAGGCUGUGGAACCUCAGGCUCCUAGUGAAUCUGAAGGGACGGCGCCCACAAAUGACAACAAUGCUGGUGGAGGUUUAGAGGGCGAGAAUGAGGAGAUUUAUGUGUUCCCCGGCGUUUGCUCUAGCUGCGGGCACCCAUUGAAUACGUUGAUGAAGAAAGUCGUGAUCCCAUACUUCAAGGAUAUCUUGAUCAUGUCAACAAAUUGCGACCGAUGUGGAUAUCGAGACAAUGAAGUGAAAUCUGGUUCCGCAAUCUCUGAACAAGGCAGACGAAUAACUCUGCAGGUCGAAGAUCGCGAGGAUCUUAGCCGAGACAUCUUGAAGAGUGAAACAUGCGGAUUAUCCAUCCCCGAGAUCGACCUUGUUCUCCAAGCCGGAACAUUGGGCGGCCGGUUUACAACGCUCGAGGGCAUCCUUGACCAAGUCUACGAAGAAUUAUCCGAGAAGGUUUUUGCCUCGAGUGAUUCUCGAAGAGAUGAUCACGAUGCUUUUGAGAAGUUUCUUCAAAGCUUGAAGGAGGUGAAAAAUGCGGAGAGGCCAUUCACUCUCAUUCUCGACGAUCCUCUGGCCAACUCUUAUCUGCAAAAUCUGUAUGCUCCCGAUCCGGAUCCUAACAUGGAGGUUGUGACAUACGAUCGGACAUGGGAUCAGAAUGAAGAGUUGGGCUUGAAUGAUAUGAAGGUAGAGGGAUAUGAAGAAGAUGUGCAGGAAGGCACUCCCUAA